Messenger RNA from Struthio camelus australis, 2200 nucleotides. The record is from RefSeq and is a predicted model, not a curated record. Lineage: Eukaryota; Metazoa; Chordata; Aves; Struthioniformes; Struthionidae.
CAGGAGCAGGCCCGUGCGGGGGGGGAGCCAAAAGGGAAGAAGGUGUCACUGAAGUAGAGAAUCAACACUGCUAUGGGAAGUGGCAGGGGAUUCUGUCUGGGCUCGCGCAUCACCAGGCACAUUGUUACCUAAGUUCUGUCUCCAGAGUCAGUUGAUGUAAGACAGUACAGACCCAGCAUAGUUCGCCGUUAGUAAGGUUGAAGCGGACUCUGUUGCUGAUUUCCUUUCUGAAAGGGCUGGUCAAAGUGGCACCAAGAUCAGCUGAGCUUCAGAAGCUGCUUCUGGAGCUGCAAGCAGAAGGCACAGGGGUCACUUAAACACAGGGACCAACAGCAACAUGGAUGACCAUUCCCCUCAUGCCUUUGGGCUUUGUCACUUUCAUGAAUUUAAACCUACUGUUAAUAAUACAGUUCCCAGGGCCAAAAGGCCUUUAGAUCCUCGUGGGGAGGCUCAGGUCCUGCAGGCAGCUAAGAAAGCUUGUGCAGUGAGUCAUCAUUGUAGCAUUCCAUGUCCAUCAGAGAAGCUGCUGCUCUGUUCCCCAGAUUCUGCCUGCUUUCAAGGAUCCUCUCAUUUUCUGGACGAUACUGGCCAUGAUGAGCUUGUUGCCAGUUCUUCUGAGUCAAAGUACAAUGAUGUAGCCAUUUCUCUAGAUACAGCCAGAUGUUUUGAUGAUAGUGAGCCAGACGACUCCUUGUUGGAACUGUCAGGCAGUGAACAAGGGAAUUCUCCUUUCAAUUACACUGAGGAAGAGAUCCAGGAAAUCUUGGCAGAUGAUUGCUUGGGAUCCGAGCAGUAUACAACUAGAAAAAGCACUGUGAGCCAAAAUGUAAAUGGAGAGAGUGAAAAGGACGUGAGCAGCAGCUGCACUGGGGCAUCAGUCAUCAGUGAAGAUGUAAAGGUAGCAUCCAAGAUCACAGAGAAACCAAACAUACCUCUGUCUAGGGUGUGUUCUUCAGUUGAGAUGGCUAAUUCAAAUGUGAACGAUCUGCGGUCAGCUCAAGUAACUGGCAUGUUGUUUGACCUUGAUAUUCAGGAGCUUCUAAAUCUUAGCCCAAUUGAUGCUGACUAUGUAGAUCAGCCUCCGGAGGACAGUCGUUUGGAGGAAACCAAAAGAGAAACUUCACAAGCAAUGAUAAGUGAUUGCCUAGAAUAUGAUAAAAUUAAUGCUAAUAACUUGAUUCUUGGAGAAUCUUUAGAAUGGUUGAUGUCUAAAGGGCAGCAUAGCCUGGGAGUGGAUCACAUGGGAAAAACUCCAUUUACAAGCAGAGAUAUGACUAACUUACAUGGUGGUCCUGCAGAAACUUCCGUGCCCUCUUCUGACCUUGCCUGUGACCCCAGUAAAGCUGAUGAGAGUUCAGCACCUGUGCUGCUGAUGUAUCUCCAGCCAUCUCCUGGGUCCCAACACCAAGAUCUUUCCAAAGCAACAAACAGCAGUUUUUCAGGGAAAUUUGACCCCUCAAAGGAUGAUGGGAGGCAGGAAUCUUCAGAAGCUGAACAGCCAUCAGACAGCAUUAAAUUAAGUGCUACAGCCGUAGGCCAGAUCGGGCAGAAAGACACAACAGGUGGGAAGAAGCUAGGCAAAGUUACUCCUGUGCCACAGGUGGAGGAAAGACUAAAACAAGGGGCAGGCAUUUCAGAAGCGGAGCUUGAGCAAAAGAAACACUUGUAUCCAGUGUGUGCGUGCCCGUGUGAAGAAAUCUGUAGAUCCUACACCAGGGACCUUUCAUCAGCAGCUGCUGGCACAAGGAACAGGAAACCACCCACCUGCCCCUUAUGUUGACUUCAUCAUUGGAGCUGUAGUAUGGACAGGAUGAGGAGGGGAGAAGAGGAGGGAGAAGGUAUGUCCCCAACGCACUACUGCUGCCACUUGUGAAGGGGAGGUUGCUGAUGGAGGCAACAGGGUGAGCAAAGGGGGCAGCAGCUGAAAGGGGACUGGGGAGGAGGAGUGUGCGAAGAGCGUAUCAGAGACACGAGAAUAUCUUGCCGCAGUGCUAGCUAUGUGAGGGCUUGAGAUUGCAGCUGCUGCUGCCUGGCACCUUGACCGAGCCCACCUGGCGCGUCUACUGGCAGGGAGGAGCGGCAUGGGCAGGAGAGCACCUUGGCAAGGCCAGUGCCAGAGCGCUUCCACAGCAGUACUACUGAGCUAAGAACCGCCCCUCUACACCAAACUAUCAGCACCCAACGGCUGGUGUGCGGCCAC